This is a messenger RNA of Coccinella septempunctata (seven-spotted ladybird), 2775 nucleotides long. RefSeq names its product zinc finger protein 845-like. Lineage: Eukaryota; Metazoa; Arthropoda; Insecta; Coleoptera; Coccinellidae. Gene Ontology annotation, biological process: regulation of transcription by RNA polymerase II. The transcript is spliced from 2 exons. The coding region runs from base 252 to 2588 and encodes 778 amino acids. Gene Ontology annotation, molecular function: RNA polymerase II transcription regulatory region sequence-specific DNA binding; DNA-binding transcription factor activity, RNA polymerase II-specific. Gene Ontology annotation, cellular component: nucleus. The record is from RefSeq and is a predicted model, not a curated record.
UGAUUAUUCAUUAUCGAGUUCACUGUACUAAAAAAAUUAAAAAAAAUAGCAAUCGAGUUUUUAUGAAAACCCGAAUUUGUGAAAUAAAAUUAACGUUCGCUGAUCGUUGAGUUCGGACCAUUGCGUUUUUACCGCACGCAGAUAACAGAGUUUCUAUUUGGUUUCUAUAUCCUGACAAAAGAGAUUUCUCAUGUAGUCAUUUUGAUUCAGUUUCCCAUAAGAUACAUUCUACGGUAUUUUUCACGUAAGAAAUGGAUAUGGGAGAACAUUGUGUUAAUAUUGAAGAAGAGAUGCAUUUCAUCGGUGAUGAUGUGAAGUUAGAAAAAAUAGACAUUCUCGAACAAUUCAUAGAUGGAAAAACAGCUCAUGGAAGAGAAGAAUUCAUCACCAAAAAUGAACAAAGUGACCUAAAUCACUCAGGUACAGAAAUUGUUACAAAUCUACCAUCUAGUGACUCUUUCACAAAAGAAUUGUCUCAAACAUCAGAGGCACUGAAAAACUGUGAAUCGGCUCAUUUGGAGCAAUGUAAAACUCAAAUAGAUCACAUGGAUGAUAAUCCUGCUCCUGAAGAAUAUAACCUUGAAAAACGCACGCAAUUUGAUAAUGCUUCCGGCAUGGAAAAUCACAAGAAAGAGCUUAAUUCAAAUAUCGACAGUCAUAAAUGUCAUAUGUGUGAUUAUCAGACAAGUUUUAAAAAGAGCCUUACCAUACAUAUGAAAUCUGUUCAUUUGAAAGUUAUACAUAAGUGCCAUAUCUGUGAGUAUAAUACAACUAGAAAAGAUUAUCUGCGGAGGCAUGUCAGCGUUGUUCAUUUAAAUAUAAAAAAGCACAAAUGUGACUUAUGUGAUUAUGCUUCAUAUUAUAAAAAUGACCUUGAACCUCACGUAAAAUCAGUUCAUUUGAACAUUAAAGAGCACAAAUGUGACUCAUGUGAAUAUAGCGCGAGUAAAAAAAGUUACCUUACCAGACAUGUGAAAACUGUUCAUUUGAAAAUCAAGGAACACCAGUGUCAGCUAUGUCAUUAUAAUGCAAGCAGUAAAAGUCGUCUUCAAUGCCAUAUUGACACCAUUCAUUUGAAUAUCCAGAAUUACAAGUGCGACUUAUGUGAAUAUGCUGUAAGUGAAAAAAAAUAUCUCGAAAUGCAUGUGAAAUCAGUUCAUUUGAAAAUUAACAAUCACAAGUGUACCUUCUGCGAUUAUGUUUCGAAUAGAAAAUAUGCCAUUCAAGAUCAUAUCGAUUCUGUCCAUUCAAAAAUCAAGAAAUAUGAGUGUCAUUUAUGUGAAUAUCGUACAAAUAGAAAAGGCAGCCUUCAGAACCAUGUCAAUGCUGUUCACUUGAAUAUCAAGAAUCACAAAUGUCACUUGUGUGAACAUGUUUCAAGCUAUAAAAACCACCUCGAAACCCACAUUAAGUCAGUUCAUUUGAAAAAUAAAAGAAAAAAUAAAGAACAUAAGUGUCGCCUCUGUGAUUUUGUUACCAGUGGUAAAGCGAACCUCCAAAAUCAUGUUGACGCUGUUCAUUUAAAAAUCAAAAGGCACAAGUGUCACUUAUGUGAAUAUGCUACAAGUUGGAAGAGUGUUCUUCAGUUACAUGUGAAAUCCGUUCAUUUAAAAAUCAGAAAAUACAGAUGCGACUUAUGUGAAUAUGCCUCAAGUAAAAAAAGUUGUCUUGAGAUACAUGUAAAAUCUGUUCAUUUGAAUAUCAAAAAACACAAAUGCCACUUAUGCGAAUACGCUACGAAUAUAAAUAAGGAUCUGGAAGUUCACAUAAAAUCUGUACAUUUGAAAAUUAAAGAGCUCAAAUGCCACUUAUGUGAAUAUGCUACUAAUAUAAAAAAAGACCUGGAAGUACACGUGAAUUCUGUUCAUUUGAAAAUUAAGGAACACAAAUGUCCCUCGUGUGAAUAUACUGCAAGUAAAAAAAGUCAUAUUAAUAACCACGAAAAAUCCGUUCAUUUUAAAAUAAGGGAACACAGGUGCGAUCUAUGUGAUUAUGAUACAACCAGUAGAAAACUACUUCGAAGCCACAUUAACGCUGUCCAUUUAAAUAUCAAGAAACACAAGUGUCACCUCUGUGAACAUGCUGUAACGAAUAAAAGGGACCUCGAAAUACAUAUAAAAUCAGUUCACUUAAAUCUAAAGGAACACAAGUGCGACUUCUGUGAUUAUGAAGCAAACAGAAAGGCGGAACUUCAAAAGCAUAUUGAUUUUUAUCAUUUAAAUAUCAAUAAACACAAGUGUAGUUUAUGUGAUUAUGAAACGAACAGAAAAGGAACCCUUCAGAAUCAUGUCAAUUUUGUCCAUUUGAAAAUUAAAGAACACAAGUGUCAUCUAUGCGAUUAUGCUGCAACUAGAAAAUUUCACCUUCGGAAACAUAUCAACUUUGUUCACUUGAAUAUAAAAAAUCACAAAUGUCACUUAUGUGAACAUGCUACGAAUGAAAAAAAUAGUCUUGAUGUACACGUUAGAACUGUUCAUUUAAAGAUAAAGAAAUACAAAUGUGACUUCUGUGAUUACGGUACAAAUAGACAUCACUUGUUUAGAAAGCAUGUCGACUCUGUUCAUUCAAAUAUAAAGGAAAACAAGUAAAAAAAUUUUGAAUAUAUUUUACUAGUGACCUUGAAUGGCAUGUAAAAUCUGUUUAUUUCGAAAAUUGAGGAUCAACAAGCGGGAAUUGUAAAUUUGUUUAAUAAUGAUGUAAAAUUUGUUGAUUUGAAACUAAAGUAACACACGUGUCAAUGUUGUGAUUAUGCUACAAAUAAAUAUCUUAUAGCAC